GGGCGGGGAAUACGGAGCAACUGAGCUGGGAUGCUGCGUGUUGUCAGGAUGUAGGGAGGGUGCAGUGUUUGGACGCGCCCAAGCCAGAGAAGCACCUUUCCCACGAGAAGCCGAGCCCCACGCACACCGAGCGACCAGGUCCGCGCGCUGAGAGGGAGAAACUUAGCCUGGGUCCCUAGCGAGGCAGGCGGGGCGAUACUCCAGGUGUAAGGCCGCGGAGGGGGGCGACGAGCAGCCGCACGCGCAGAGGAGCGGGAAGGCACCCGGUGCCGCUUCCCGCCGCCUGCCGCCUCCCGCCUCGGCGGCAGCAGAGCAGCAGAGGGAGGGGCAACAGCUGCCGGGCUCGCCAACUAGAGGAGGUGUAGGCGGAGCCUGAGUCCACGAGCAGCCGAGGCGCAGCCUGGACUGUAGUUUCCCCGGAGAGAAGAAGGAGAGCGGGUGCACCCUGGCUGCCAGCCUCCAGCUCCCGCCACGGGUUGCAGGUGUGUGGAAGAAAGAAGUCCUGUGGAAUUGCAAGUUCAUGAAACACUGCCUUUCUGCGUCUGGACCAGCUGCCAUAAAGCUAUUGUGCCCAAUUUGAGCUUGAAACUAUUCCACUAUGGCUUUUCUCGGACUGUUCUCUUUGCUGAUUCUGCCAAGUGUGGUGUUAGGGGCCAAUUUCCCUGAUGAAACCAUUGCCGAGGUGUCAGUGAAUAUGUACAACCAUCUUCGAGCCACAGGAGAAGAUGAAAAUAUUCUCUUCUCUCCACUGAGCAUUGCCCUUGCAAUUGGUAUAAUGGAACUUGGGGCUCAAGGGUCUACUCUGAAAGAAAUCCGCCUUUCAAUGGGAUAUGACAACUUGAAAAAUGGUGAAGAAUUUACUUUCUUGAAGGAUUUUUCUAAUAUGGUAACUGCUGAAGAGAACCAAUAUGUGAUGAAAAUUGCCAAUUCCCUUUUUGUACAAAAUGGAUUUCAUGUCGGUGAUGAGUUUUUGAAAAUGAUGAAAAAAUACUUUAAUGCAGAAGUAAAUCAUGUGGAUUUCAGUCAAAAUGUGGCUGUGGCAAACUCCAUCAAUAAGUGGGUAGAGAAUAACACAAAUAAUCUCCUGAAAGACUUGGUCUCCCCAAGGGACUUUGAUGCUGUCACUCAUCUGGCCCUCAUCAAUGCUGUAUAUUUCAAGGGCAACUGGAAGUCACAGUUUAGACCUGAAAAUACUAGAACUUUUUCCUUCACUAAAGAUGAUGAAAGUGAGGUCCAAAUUCCAAUGAUGUAUCAACAGGGAGAAUUUUAUUAUGGGGAAUUCAGUGAUGGCUCUAAUGAAGCUGGUGGUGUCUACCAAGUCCUAGAAAUACCGUAUGAGGGCAAUGAGAUAAGCAUGAUGCUAGUAUUGUCCAGACAGGAAGUUCCACUGGCCACUCUAGAGCCAUUGGUCAAAGCACAGCUGAUUGAAGAAUGGGCCAACGCUGUGAAGAAACAAAAAGUGGAAGUGUACCUGCCCAGGAGUUUUACAGACGCUCCCUGCAUAACUAACGCACAUCUAGCAGUAGAAUCUACUCAACAUUCAAUGAAGAUGGAUGAGGACCACCUGGAUCUACAUCUCGGUUCUGCCAGUGGUUAGCUGUAUGACCCUGAGCAAGUUAUUUCAUCUUCUGCCUUUCAGUUCCUUCUUCUAUUACCUAAAGUUUUAUUUAAAUUAAUCUAGUUUUAAUACUCUUAGGACAAUUCCUGGUGUACAAUAAUAGCAAUAAAUACAUAUGUACAUACAUAUUAGGCUAGUAAGACAUCCUGUAUUUUCCUUCUUAUUUCCUUUGUGAAAUUUGUAUCAUAAAACAAUUCUAUUUUCACAUUAAUACUUACUUUUGAUAGAAAAAUGAAGUAACAAUGUAAAACCCAAGUUACUUAUCUGUCUUAUUUUUCCCUAAAAUGGGCCUGCUAAAACUGUUUUCCUAAUUGCUCCUCUUCUUGUCUAAGUUUUAUUUAUGAAAACCAGUUCCCUCCAGUUCUAAGACAUAAAAAUGAUUCUAAUAUAACUUUUAGUGACUAUCAUAGACUUACCUCAUAUAUAAAGAUAUAACCUAACACAGCCUAAAACUUCAUAUUUAUGAUACUAUUAAUCGGAAAGCAACAUCCUGAAGACUUACUCAUAUAUAAAGAUAUAACCUAACACAGCCUAAAACUUCAUAUUUAUGAUACUAUUAGAAAGAAACAUCCUAAAGAAAGGAAAAUUUUAACUUUGACAGUUUUUUGUGUUUUUUUUAGUGUAAUCAAUACUUUUUGUAAAAAUAUUUGUUAAUGCAGGCAUGCUUGGUGCAUAUCUCACUAAAAAGGAUAUUGAUCCAAUUCAUUGCACUAGAGAAGAUUCUGUAACCUGUCUGGCUUUACUGUGGAAUCUAUCUAUCUAUUAUUUAUCUAUUUAUUUUAUGGUACUGAGUAUUGAACCCAGAGUUUUUCACUAAGCUGCAUCACCAACCUUUGUAUUACUGUGAUACAAGGUCUUACAAAGUUGCUAUGUUGCCCAAGCUGGGCAAGGCUUGUGAUCUUUCUGCCUCAGCCUCAGAGAGUAUUGAGAUUAGAGGAACAAGCCAUCAUACCUGGAAAAACUAUUUUUUUUGAAAAUAUUGUUCUAUUUAUGACCACUAUACUUACAAUACUUUUAUCUUCUUACAAAAUUGAUGCACAUUUGCAUAUAAUAACUCAUAAGUUUUCUAAAAUAAAAAUAAGAGCUAUUGUUCUUUUGUUUAAAAAACUGCUAGAAUUAUAAAUACCCACAGUUUUUAAGAAAUAAUGUUUAACUCACUUUCAUUGAUAAGUAUUAUUUUUAAUAGCAUAAGAACUGGAUUAUUUAUGUCCGGCAGGUUAAUAUAGCCAUCAAGAUGCAUUUUUUAAAUGUGACCGGUUUUUUUGAGUUGAAAUGCCAAAUAUAUUAAUUGUGCAACAGAAUUUGGCUCUUGUUUAUCUAUGCAUGGUGAGUGGGAGUUGAGUAAAUAGCAUAAAUUGACCACAAUGUUAAAAGAGGGAAACAUCCUGGAUAAAUUUAUAAGGAGUAAUUAUAAGCUUGAAAAGUUAAACAUAUUACUUAUUAGGUAAAAAAUACAUAUACUUAAUGAUUAUUGAUCUCAAAAUUCGUUUAUAGUAUAUUUAGUUUUGUGUUCAAUAUCAUGUAUUUUUCAAUUUAUGAAUACAAAUCCUAUUGCUGUAUCAUUCCCUUAAAUACCUCAUUUUUAUAAGCAUGAUCAAAUGAUUCUUGCAGUCAAAAUUGAGAUUUAGCAUAAUUUACACUCCAUAAGGAAGACAUUUAAAAUCAAGAUAUUUAACAUUCUAUUCUUGUCCCAAGUAACAAUAUAUUAUAACUGUUUCCCCCCAGGUUCACAGUGGAACAGGAAAUUGAUUUAAAAGACAUUUUGAAGGCUCUUGGAAUAACUGAAAUAUUCUUUAAAAAUGCAAA
Messenger RNA from Cavia porcellus (domestic guinea pig), 3424 nucleotides. RefSeq names its product serpin family I member 1 (gene Serpini1). Gene Ontology annotation, biological process: negative regulation of endopeptidase activity. The transcript has 9 exons. Gene Ontology annotation, molecular function: serine-type endopeptidase inhibitor activity. Bases 599 to 1597 code for a protein of 332 amino acids. Lineage: Eukaryota; Metazoa; Chordata; Mammalia; Rodentia; Caviidae. The record is from RefSeq and is a predicted model, not a curated record.